AUGUCCGUUCUCCGUCACGGGGGUUCCUACCUCCAGCGACGCCUCACCAAGAUGUAUACCGACACUAAAACCUCGUGUGAGAGUGUAACUACCGCUUCCAAGGCCGUCGACGACCCGGAACUGGUCGCCCUCCACCGAAGUUUCAGAACCCAGCGAGACAGACUUCUAGCAUGGGGCCUCGACUGGAGCGACGCCAGUGCCGCCCAGCCGAAUGACAUCGAUGAGUCGCUCACCCAGGCGGGUUUCAGCGACGUCGUGGCCAGCGUUAUGUCAUCUAUCCAAGACCUCCUCAACAAGGCUGAACGCCUACAACACACGGAAACGUCCGACCUACCUCCGAAAGGUGGACGAGCAGAUCCGCCGUCGAAGGACGCUCUGAGCCGUCUGCCGGUGAAGACGCAAUGGACUAACGAAGAUAUUAAUCGCUCGAAAAACUUGUUGGCUGAGCUGACUGCGUGUAUUGACACUCUCUACGACCUGUCUCACUCCAGACGCAAUAUGACCUCCAGCGGACAGUCUGCCUGGGCACGACAAUACCCAAUAUCCCCAGCCCCCGUCGCAGAUUCUAAAUCCUACCACGGGUCCUCCUUUGAGACGAAGCAGAUGUAUUCGAACUCCAAAGCAAAGGAGGUAUUUGAUUAUUCGCCGUUUUCCCAUCACGGUCUCGAUCAACCUAAGCUAGAUAAUCCCUACAGCCCCGCGUCCUUUUCCUCGAAAAACUACCUCAUUGAUCGAUCGGCCCUACAGCUCUCGGGAGCCUCGCACGAAAACUGUCCGCCACCGUAUGAGAUGGUGGCAGCGUCCACCAAUUCACGCGCUAUCGGUCGCAUAAAGACCUCCGCAUCUCCAUUUUUGCGUGGCUCGAAAGACUCGACUGCGACUAUUCUGGUUGAAUACAUGCCUAUGAUCCUGGAGUCCUCGGGCGCCGUGGCAGUCCCAGGGAACAAGCGCCUCGAUCAUGUGCAUGAAACUCUUGAGCAACUCGUACAGAAUGCCAGGGUCUCGCAUCUGGGUUUGUUAAAAUUCCUGGGAUAUUAUAUCGAUAUGCCAAACUCCCGCUAUGCAUUCAUUUACCAAAUGCCGAUGGCCUACUUUCCUUUCCUGCGCAAUCCCACGGAUCUCUUGCAGGGGCUGAAACCGAAGCCGCUGGUAUCUCUGUUCCAGUCUAGCGAAGACUAUCAAACUCCAAAUCUGGAGACGCGUUUCCGCUUGGCGUACGAUCUCGUGAUGGCGGUACUUCAAUUGAGGAGCCAGAAUCUUGUGCACGGCAAUAUCAAUAGUGGCAACGUCCUUAUAUUCCCGGGUUUGACAAACUCCGCCAACGAUGAAGUCAGCCUCACGGAAAACCUGCAACGGCCUUACUUAACGUCAUUUGCUCAAUUCUCUGGAAACGGAUCCUCUCCAGAACCUCUGUCAUCGAGCAUGUAUCGCCACCCAGAUGAUAAACGGUCCAUAGAAGACGAUGCCGCCUGGGCUUACGAUCUUUAUUCGCUGGGCCUUAUAUUGAUGGAAAUUGGCUUGUGGGCCCCUAUCAGCCGUCUGUGGAAAAUGAAAUACAACAAUUCCAUGUUCAAGCAAAGGAUCGAAAACGUAUACUUGCAGAAAUUGGGCCCCAAGUGUGGCAGUGCCUAUCUACAUGUGGUCCAGCUAUGCCUCGAUGCGCCAAACUUCCACCUCUCAACGCAGCCCUUUGACGAUCUGAACCUCCGAGUGCCACAGACCUUCCACUACCCGGUAUUGGAUCUUUCGGAACCCGACAGCAUUUUCUCAUUUUCAAUGAACUUCCUCUACACCAUGUCCAAGAUUGUUUGGUCAUGCUGCAGAAUCGACAUCUUUUCGGCGCCAAGUGCGGACGAGUUGGAUGACUGUCUCCCGCUUGCUCUUGUUCCCAGACCCGAAGUGCCGGCCUCGAAAGAGGCCGUGAGAGAAUAUGAGCCCGCACAUACUCAAUCUGUCCCAGUCGCCGAGCCAUUUACUAUACUACCUCAUGCUGAUAUGAAGGCAUUACGGGAAAAGAUGGGUUUGGAUGAGAGAAAACCCCGCAAACGGACUUUCAAAAAACUCACAAACGUCGACAUCCCCCAAGAACAUUUGAACCAGUGGAAUUUCCAUAUGCUCCCUAAACUAAGGAAACUUCUUCAAAAAAUCCUCAAAGACUCCACCGAGUCGUGUGGUGUAACUUUGAUGAUGACCGGCGACACGAUUGAAAAUGCCAGGACCACUAUCUGCGUCACCUGUGCGAGCGCAAAAAAGGUCCGUGCAGCGCUGAAGAAGUACUUUGUACUAGACAGUGAGGAUUGGGAUCUUAUUGUCCUCCGGGGAGAUAUUCAGCGGUCUAAGGUGCCGCGGAAGAAGCGCCGCAGGCCGGCGAACUCUGGACCGAACAGGACCGACUCGCUUGCUUCUUCCCAUCAGGACCCAAACCCUCAUUAUCAGCAACGGCCCCUCUGCGGCGCAUCCAUGGGUGCGUUUAUGAACGAAGAGCAUCUACCUCCUGUGACGUAUGGUGGUGCCAUACUAGUCGACGGCAUGCCAUAUGGAAUGACCGUUCACCACAUGCUUGAAGCACCUAGCGACCAAGAGGAUGAGUACCAAGAUCCCGUUGCUCCACUGCGAUCUUCUGGAAAUUGGCCCCAAAAUCAAGACCCGCAGGAGGCAGCGUUCAUGUAUAGUUGGUGCGACCAAGAUCCGUCGGAGCUUGACCAUGAAUUUGAGAUUUCGGAAGAUGAAUAUGGGGAUGGCUGUUCAAUGGAUGGAAGCUAUGAUGACUUCUGCCUCUCUGAGGGCUAUUCUUCAGAUGAAGACCCGUUCGGGGGUGAUGAUGAUUAUGAAGACGAGGAUGCAGCGUCGAUAGGUGACACGGCGGGCAUUGAGCCUGGGGAUGAGCCUCCCUGUUUCGUAACCCAGCCUGCUAUAGACGACGUUCGUGAUGAUUUCUUUCCAUGUCCUGAGGAUCGCGAUGAUGAACACCUGGCUUCUCAUUCCUUCGGAUUCGUUCACGCGUCCUCUGGCGUCAGACGUUGGACACGCAAAGGGAUAAAGCACGAGAUCGACUGGGCGUUGAUCAAAAUCAACGACGACCGCAUCGACGCGCGAAAUAUUGUGUACGACAAGUCGGCAUCAUCAAGACCAGGAGGAUCGAGACAACGAUACCGUGACCGCAGCCCACUGCCACAGGGUGAGGUCAUAUAUUUGAACGACAUCGCUCGCACGGAGGAUCUCGGUGGUUUACAGGUCCAUUGCUGCGGUAGAACCAGUGGCUUGCAAAGCGGACAGAUAUCAAGGGCGAUGACGAUCGUCAAAUUACACGGCCGGCAGACCUUCUCGACGAGCUUCUGUGUUGAUGGGAAUUUCGGGGUGCCCGGCGACUCCGGCGCAUGGGUCUUCGAGCGGUCGACCGGUCGUGUGUGUGGCCAUGUUCUGGCGUGGUCCGACAAAAGCCACACGGCGUACAUUGCCCCUAUGGAAGUUCUGUUGGAGGAUAUUGCCCGCAGUCUCAAUGCGUCCUUUGUUGCUCUCGCAGGGGGGCCGGAUGGAUCUCUGGCUUACGCGAUGCCUCAUUCCAACAACCUGGAACCUCAGAAUCCUCGCUACCGUGCACCUCCUCCGCUGCCCGAUCAAAUUCCUGUUGAUAUUGGCCGACUCCGUCUCGACGAUACCGGCAUGGGGCCCGUAAACACUAGUCGUGGCCUUCGGGAGGUUUCCACCCCGUAUCGCGGAAUGCCACCUAUCUUGACACAACCUCGCAGUUUGGAACGACAACUUGCAUAA
Molecule: messenger RNA, 3771 nt
Organism: Aspergillus tanneri
Lineage: Eukaryota; Fungi; Ascomycota; Eurotiomycetes; Eurotiales; Aspergillaceae
Exons: 2
Coding region: 1-3771 (1256 amino acids)
Source: RefSeq, a predicted model, not a curated record